CAAAAUUACUCAUCUGUAGGUGUGAUCAAGCAUUCACAGCAUCCAGUCUAGAUUUAGGUGACUUAUUUUAAGCCACCUGAACCUAGACCAGGAGUGGCAUGUGUAGCCUUUUGUUACUGCCAGGAGUGGUGUGGGUAAGUAACUCAGGAUGGGAAAGGGGCUGCCAGGUCUAGGGUGUUAUCUGGACUGGAAAUAGCACAGCCUUAGGGCUAUGCCACAUGCAGUUCCCAUGUGUUUGCUAGUUACUAGAUUGAAUUAACCCCUUCCUAAACCAGAUGAACCCUUUCUCAAUCUAAGUUAGUGCACCAAAUCCAAUUUUGUGGCCAAUUAAACCCUCCUGAAUGCCUGAAUGAGUGGGUGUUUAAAUCGACAUAACCAUGAUUACAUUAAGCUAAAUGUGUAAUGCCUGUAUUUACCCUGCAUCUGCAGGAUGCUGAGAGUGAAAGUGACUAAAAAAAUAAGACUGAAAGCAGACCUUGGUUUUCACUGUACUGAAGACAGGUGAAAAAUAGAGAGAGCUUAGUUGUGUUAGUCUGAAGUCAGUGAGAAGGCAGGGUAGGUAUGCACCGUUAUAGACUAAAGAAGAUUAUAUAUGUAUAGAGCACAAGCUUUUGUGGGCUGAAAUUCACUUCAUCAGAUGCAGUGAACAGUGUGAGGUAAUAAACUGUUCUGAGGUGGCAUUAUUGUCAAAAGAAGCUUGUUUGUAUAUAGAAUGAGUUGAGUUUUAGAAAAAAUGUUCAGGAAUUUCAAUAUGUUAUCAUUUUGCGUCUAAUCUGUUUGAGAGGCGAGGAUGUUGUAUCUGUUUUUUCUGUUUCUCUAUUAUGCAAGUAGUUUGCGUAGUUUGCUGUUUUCCAACAAAAUAAGUGAAAAUGAUAAGUUACAUUAUUUUUUUAAACCCGCAGGUACCCAAACUCUUGACAGAUUGCGUACCACCAAUUUAAAACGUAUUGACUAUAGGUAGAAGAAUACAUGUUCUCUUUUAGUGAAGAGGAGCAUGUUCCCAAAUUCCUCCAACUUGGGUCGUCCACCCUUCCCUCCAAAACCUCAACAGCACAAUAACUUCUUCAAUAAGCUUCCACUGAACAUACCACCCACUCUUCUCUCUCACCAGCAAAUUAUAGAUGCUCAGUUCAACUUUCAGAAUGCAGCUCUUUCCAGAGCACUCUUGAGUGGGAACCUCACAGCUAUCCCAGCUGUUUCACCACAGCCAUUGACUUAUGGAAAUGGCAACUCCAUACGUACUUCGGCUGCCUCCACAACAUUUCGGGGUAGGAAGAGGCUAAAUGAACAAAAUGUUCCAUAUGAUGUCAAACGGCAGCGGUUUCAUUCACCCCAUCGUGACUCAACUCUAGUUAACCAAACAGUGCCUUUACCAGAAGAACGUAGAUACUCCUUUCCAGGAUCAGUUCCUUCGCCAUUGUUUCAUACGCAUUAUCUACCAGAUUUGACUGGUUGUGUCCCUCCCUUGCAAGAUUCAUUUCCCGACCCUAUAGAAACUACGCUUCCUGUGGCCAAAGAUAAGUUAAGUCAGCAGGUUCUGGAGUUGUUUCAAGCCUGUCAGCAACAAACCUGUGACUUGAACAAAAAAGAGCUCUGCCGAACGGAACUCCAGCGGGAAAUUCAGCGAAUUUUUCCACAGGGCAGACUCUUUUUGGUUGGAUCCUCACUGAAUGGGUUUGGUACUCGUAGCAGUGAUGGUGAUUUGUGCCUCGUGGUUAAAGAAGAGCCAGUAAAUCAGAAGACUGAAGCAAGGCAUAUACUCAGCUUAGUCCAAAAACUCUUCAGUACUAAACUUUCAAGCUACAUUGAGAGACCUCAGCUGAUUCGAGCAAAAGUGCCAAUAGUGAAAUUCAGGGAUAAAGUCAGCUGUGUGGAGUUUGACUUGAAUGUAAACAAUGUUGUAGGAAUAAGAAAUACAUUCCUUCUCAGAACCUAUGCAUACAUUGAGAAUCGAGUUCGUCCAUUAGUACUCGUUGUUAAGAAGUGGGCAAAUUUUCAUGACAUUAAUGAUGCCAGUCGUGGUACUUUAAGCAGCUAUAGUCUUGUGUUGAUGGUUUUGCACUAUUUACAAACCCUACCUGAGCCCAUCCUUCCGUCACUCCAAAAAAAUUACCCUGAAUCUUUUGAUUCUACUAUGCAGCUGCACCUUGUACAUCAAGCUCCACGCACCAUUCCUCCUUACCUCUCCAAAAAUGGAUCAAGCCUUGGAGACUUGUUAGUGGGCUUCUUUAAAUAUUAUGCCACAGAAUUUGACUGGAGCAGUCAGAUGAUUUCAGUUCGUGAAGCCAAAGCUAUUCCAAGACCUGACGGUAUUGAAUGGAGAAACAAAUUCAUUUGUGUAGAAGAGCCUUUUGAUGGAACAAACACAGCUCGGGCUGUGCAUGAAAAGCAGAAGUUUGACAUUAUCAAAGACGAAUUUCUAAAGUCAUGGCAAAGGUUACGAGACAAGAAAGACUUGAACUGUGUAUUACCUUUAAGAGCAACUAUACAGAAAAGAUAACUGGCUACUUCUUUCAUUGUCUCCUUAUUGGAUUCUGCUGAAAUAUAAAGAACAAUAUUACAACUCAAGAUGCAGUUACCCCAUGGUUUUUUAUGAAGUGUUUUUCUCUUUCAAGUUUUUGUUAAGGAAAUGUUUGUAAGAAAGAUUGCAUAUUUUAUUAUGACAUUUGUUAAUACAACCUUUCAUUCAAAGAUGCAUUUUUUUCUGAAAAUGCCUACAUCAGUGACAUGUAUAAGAGGAAGAGACCAUUACAACCCAAAUUUCAGACCACAGAAAUCUAAGGAAAGAAAUGGAGUGUAUUGAUCUGUUGUUACCAUCAGCUGUGUAUUGGUUAAUUCAGUCACAUAAAAUAAAGAAAUAAAAAGCUAGCAAAUGUGUGAGUCCAACUAUUUUUAAGGCAUUGCACACAAUACACAUGUCUUGGAGGAUAAGCAGCCCGUGCUUAACAACUGCUUAAUGCAGUAUGCACUUUUGCUCUACUUGGCACUUUCCAGUUUUUAUUUCCCUGUUAUAUGGAACAACAGUAAAUUAAUCACAGUAAAACUAGACACUAGUUGUUAUAGUGUUCUUGAUGCCAAGAACUGUAAUUCAAACUGGAAUUUUUAAGCAGCAGGGCUACUACAAAACAGUUGAAAUAAUCAGUGGCAAAGCAAUCCAUGUAAGCGCAUAAUAUUCGCACAGAGUAGGUCAGAUACCUUUUUGUGUUUUGUUUCCAUAUGCAAAGUAGUAGUGAUAGCUGCUAUAAAGCUGCUAAAAUAAGCCAAGUUUUUGUUUUGACUUUGUGUAAAUAUUUGUAAAUUGGUCAGCUGCUGUAAAUUUAAAAUUUAAAAAGUAAUCUUGAAAAUUUUAACUUUUCCAAAAAACAUGUGAAACUUCUUUUAGAACUGCUGUAGCACAGUUUGUGCCUCUCAUGUGUUUGUUAUUGCAGACAAGAUCACAUGUUAAAAUUGUUACUUAUCAUUGAUGUCAAAUUCAUAUAUUUUCAUUUUUUUUAAGUUUAAUAUUUUGUAUGGUGUCCAGUGGAAUAAAGUUUAUGUAUGGAAAAUUGA
Messenger RNA from Alligator sinensis (Chinese alligator), 3549 nucleotides. RefSeq names its product terminal nucleotidyltransferase 2 (gene TENT2). Gene Ontology annotation, cellular component: cytosol. Gene Ontology annotation, molecular function: poly(A) RNA polymerase activity. Lineage: Eukaryota; Metazoa; Chordata; Crocodylia; Alligatoridae. The record is from RefSeq and is a predicted model, not a curated record. The transcript is spliced from 15 exons. Bases 995 to 2500 code for a protein of 501 amino acids.